Molecule: messenger RNA, 2229 nt
Organism: Rhinopithecus roxellana (golden snub-nosed monkey)
Lineage: Eukaryota; Metazoa; Chordata; Mammalia; Primates; Cercopithecidae
Product: Fanconi anemia group D2 protein
Biological process (GO): homologous chromosome pairing at meiosis; double-strand break repair involved in meiotic recombination; interstrand cross-link repair
Cellular component (GO): condensed chromosome; nucleus
Molecular function (GO): DNA polymerase binding
Source: RefSeq, a predicted model, not a curated record
AUGGGCGGAGCCAAGCGUCACGCGACUCCGCGGCCCCCGAACCUUGAUAUCCACUGUACUUCUCUCUUCAAACCAUGGUUUAAAGAAUUACUUGACGUAUUGAUAGAGAAUACUUCACUCACUGUCCCAAUCCUGGAUGUCCUUUCUAGCCUCCGACUUGACCCAAACUUCCUAUUGAAGGUUCGCCAGUUGGUGAUGGAUAAAUUGUCAUCUAUCAGAUUGGAGGAUUUACCUGUGACAAUAAAAAAGCAUAUUAAAACUAAUAUUUACUUUCUGCAGGUAAUUUCUAAGCUUUGGGAGAAGCUGGAUCUGCAACAUUGUGUUUUGCCAUCAUGGUUGCAGGCUUCCCAAGUAAAGUUGAAAAGUAAAGGAUGGGCAAGUUCCUCAGCAAAUCAAGAAAGCAAUCAGAGCUGUAUUAUUCUCCUCUUUGAUGUAAUAAAGUCAGCUAUUAGAUAUGAGAAAACCAUUUCAGAAGCCUGGAUUAAGGCAAUUGAAAACACGGCCUCAGUGUCUGAACACAAGAUUUUUGACCUGGUGAUGCUUUUCAUCAUCUAUAGCAGCAAUACUCAGACAAAGAAGUAUAUUGAAAUGCUAAGAAAUAAGAUUCAAUUAGGCUGCAUUCAAGAACAGCUGCUCCAGAGUACAUUCUCUAUUCAUUACUUAGUCUUAAAGGAUAUGUGUUCAUCCGUUCUGUCUCUGGCUCAGAGUUUGCUUCACUCUCUAGACCAGAGUAUAAUUUCAUUUGGCAGUCUCCUAUACAAAUAUGCAUUUAAGUUUUUUGACACGUGCUGCCAGCAGGAGGUGGUUGGUGCCUUAGUGACCCAUAUCUGCAGUGGGAAUGAAGCUGAAGUUGAUACCGCGUUAGAUGUCCUCCUAGAGUUGGUAGUGCUAAACCCGUCUGCUAUGAUGAUGAAUGCUGUCUUUGUAAAGGGCAUUUUAGAUUAUCUGGAUAACAUAUCUCCUCAGCAAAUACAAAAACUCUUCAAUGCUCUCAGCACACUGGCAUUUAGCAAACAGAAUGAAGCCAGCAGCCACAUCCAGGAUGACAUGCACUUGGUGAUAAGAAAGCAGCUCUCUAGCACCGUAUUCAAGUACAAACUCUUUGGGAUUUUUGGUGCUGUCACCAUGGCUGGCAUCAUGGCGGCAGACAGAAGUGCAUCAUCUAGUUUGACUCAAGAGAGAGCCAACCUGAGCGAUGAGCAGUGCACACACGUGACUUCCUUGUUGCAGUUGGUUCAUUCCUGUAGUGAGCAGUCUCCUCAGGCCUCUGCACUUUACUAUGAUGAAUUUGCCAACCUGAUCCAACAAGAAAAGCUGGAUCCAAAAGCCCUGGAACGUGUUGGGCACACCAUCUGCAAUGAUUUCCAGGAUGCCUUCGUAGUGGACUCCUGUGUUGUUCCGGAAGGUGACUUUCCAUUUCCUGUGAAAGCGCUGUACGGACUGGAAGAAUACAACACUCAGGAUGGGAUCGCCAUAAACCUCCUGCUGCUGCUGUUUUCUCAGGACUUUGCAAAAGAUGGGGGUCCAGUGACUUCAAAGGAAUCAGGCCAAAAGUUGUCCACCUGGCCGGAGGUGGCCACUAUCAAGCCGCUUGGCCUGGAUGAGCAGCAGUGCUCCCAGAAGGUGGUGGUGCAGGCCCGCCUGAACCAGCCUACCCUCCUCACCAGCAUCAUCUUCACAGAGGACAUCACCACAGGCCAGGUCCUGCGCUGUGAUGCCAUCUUGGACCUCAUCCAUGACAUCCAGAUCAUCUCCACCAUCCGCGAGCUCUACCUGGAGGACUCCCCCAUAGAGCUGAAGAUGCAGGCCCUGGACUCCGAGGGUCCCCUGGAGGGCAGCUUCAAUCAGGGAAGUGAAGUUGCUGCUUGUGGAGGUGCUGAAGAGGCAGAACCCACCCGUGAGGUGGGCCCCAAGCCCUCGGUAGCAUCGAGCCAUGGCCACUCCUGGCGCUCCGGGGUCCCUGCAGCAGGGCCUGUGUGCUCAGAGCUAUGGCGGACCCUGGAGCCAGACCCUGCUGGUCACAGCGCUGGUCCUUGGUGGGUGGUGGGGAUGUCGGGACUGGGGAGGUGCCUGCUCUGGGCCUUCCCUGGCCACCGUCAUGCCAGGAGGUCCCAGCAACCCUGGAUGGUUUCCUCUCACACUCCCCGCUCUCCUGAAGGAUUGAUGCCACCUGCAGCCAGUUCCAGAGUAGGACGUCAUCUGGUCAUCACAGACUGGGUCAUUUACUAG